GGCCCGUGUCCCCACUGGCCCACACAGCCGGACGUGACGCUACAGCGGAGGAGGAAGGGAGAGGCGGAGCGUCGCGGUGACGUCCUCCCAAGAUGGCGGAGAGAGAGUGAGGAAACUGUUUCCCUUGGGCGGCUACCGAUCAAGGGUAAAAUUCCAUUCUGAUAUCAAAAUGCAGUAUUCACACCACUGUGAGCACCUUUUAGAGAGACUGAACAAGCAGCGGGAAGCAGGAUUUCUUUGCGACUGUACCGUAGUGAUUGGCGAGUUCGAGUUUAAGGCGCAUAGGAAUGUGCUUGCCUCCUUUAGUGAGUAUUUCGGUGCGAUCUACAGAAGCACUUCUGAGAACAAUGUUUUUCUUGAUCAGAGUCAGGUGAAGGCUGACGGAUUUCAGAAACUGUUGGAGUUUAUAUAUACGGGAACUUUAAAUCUCGACAGUUGGAAUGUUAAAGAAAUUCAUCAGGCUGCUGACUAUCUCAAAGUAGAAGAGGUAGUAACUAAAUGUAAAAUAAAGAUGGAAGAUUUUGCUUUUAUUGCUAGUCCCUCUUCUACAGAAAUAUCUAGUAUUACUGGAAACAUCGAAUUGAAUCAACAGACCUGUCUUCUUACUCUGCGAGAUUAUAACAAUCGGGAGAAAUCAGAAGUGUCUACAGACUUAGUUCAGGCAAAUCCUAAACAACGUUCAUUGGCAAAGAAAUCGUCUCAAAGUAAAAAGAAGAAAAAGGCUUUCAAUUCUCAGAAACCAGGGCAGAAUAAAACAGUGCAAUAUCCCAGUGAUGUUUUAGAGAGUGCAUCUGUUGAAUUAUUCCUAGAUACAAAUAAAUUGUCCUCCCCUGUGGUCGAACAAGUCAUCCAAGGAAAUGAUAAUUCAGAACUUGAGUUGACCUCAGUUGUGGAAAAUACUUUUCCAGCACAAGAUAUUGUGCAAACUGUUACAGUCAAACGGAAACGUGGAAAGUCACAGUCACACUGUGCUCUGAAAGAACACUCCAUGUCUAAUAUAACCAGUGUAAAGAAUCCGUAUGAACUGGAGAACACUGGGGAAGAGCUGGAUCAGCGGUAUUCGAAGGCCAAGCCAAUGUGUAACACAUGCGGGAAGGUGUUUUCAGAAGCCAGCAGCUUGAGAAGGCACAUGAGAAUACAUAAAGGAGUCAAACCCUAUGUCUGCCACUUGUGUGGAAAGGCUUUUACCCAGUGUAACCAGCUGAAAACACAUGUAAGAACUCAUACAGGGGAAAGGCCAUACAAAUGUGAACUGUGUGAUAAAGGAUUUGCUCAGAAAUGCCAGCUGGUCUUCCACAGUCGCAUGCAUCAUGGUGAGGAAAAACCCUAUAAAUGUGAUGUGUGCAAUUUACAGUUUGCAACUUCUAGCAAUCUCAAGAUUCAUGCAAGGAAGCACAGUGGAGAGAAGCCAUAUGUUUGUGAUAGAUGUGGGCAGAGAUUCGCCCAAGCCAGCACGCUGACCUAUCAUGUCCGUAGGCAUACUGGAGAGAAGCCUUACGUGUGUGACACCUGCGGGAAGGCGUUUGCUGUCUCUAGUUCUCUGAUCACUCAUUCUCGGAAACACACAGGUGAAAAACCAUACAUAUGUGGUAUUUGUGGGAAAAGUUUUAUUUCCUCAGGAGAGCUCAACAAACACUUUCGAUCCCAUACAGGAGAACGACCAUUUAUCUGUGAAUUGUGUGGAAAUUCUUACACAGACAUUAAAAAUUUGAAGAAGCACAAAACAAAGGUCCAUUCUGGUACAGAUCAAACUCCAGAUUGCAGUGUAGAUGACCCUGCUUUAAGUGAACAAGAUCCCACACAAAGAAGUCCUCUGUCAGAAACUCUAGAUGUGAAGCCUUCUGAUAUGACUCUACCCUUAGCGCUUCCACUUGGAACUGAAGACCAUAUGCUACUUCCUGUCACCGAUAGUCAGUCUCCUACGUCAGACACACUGUUGAGGUCAACUGUGAAUGGAUAUUCCGAGCCACAGUUGAUUUUUUUACAACAAUUAUAUUGACUUUGAGGACAUGGAAUUGCUAAGACAUCCCUAGUAGUAAAUAUAAACGUCUCUGGUAAGGUGCAUAUUCAUAUUAAUCCCCAUUCAUUUGAGCUGUGUGAACAUUAUUUUUCACUCCUGGAAGUAAAAGCACCUGACCUUGCAUCCAUCAGUGAUGGUUUUGACUUUUGGCUUUCACUGUAAGCAGCCUUUCCAGGAGUGACGUCCACUGUGGCAGCACUAUUUUGGGUGGGUAAGUUGUAGAUACUGUUCAAGCUGCCUUAAUUCCAUUUUUAUUUUGCAUUUUGGACUUCUUUGUUCCUGAGAUAAAAUCUGACCUGUGGGUUUUUCAUUGUUGUUCUCUUCUAACUGUUUAAGCAAAAUCUACAGUAAUAUCAACUUCAAAGCGUUUCUGUUUAUAAACCCUAUGGAGCAGUAGGUAAACUGUUGGGGUUAAAUUUCAUAUUUAUACCUAUGAAAAUUUAGAUACUAAGGAAGAAUUGUGCUAUUUAUUAAUAUAUUCCUUUAGAGGUAACUUUUUUAAUGAAGCCAAAAGAAGUAUUUCUCUUAAAACCCAGAAAAAUGUAUGUAAAUUUUUGUUCAUUUAGAAUGAACUCAGUAUUCUGGAAAAAACCAAUAGUCCAAUCAGUUUUUGUUUUGAGUUGAGACUAUAUUUUUUUAAAUAGAUAUUUGGUGUUUUUAAGUGGUCAAAAGACAGUUUUGAAAUUUGAUUCAUUUUAUAUUUUAUUAGAUUUGUAGAUUAUUGGAAGUGAAUAUAUAACAGUUUGAAAAUUUUUGAUAAGCCUAUCUUUUAUCGGUUAUGCACUUUUUAAAAUAAAUGUUCUAAAAAGAAUUUUCUAGAUAUAAAAUACAUACUAGAAAUCACUUGGCUUCUAAAUUUGAUAUAUUACAUAGAAAAAUGAAGAAUCGUGAGUAGCUUGCCUAAAGCAACACACGAACACACACAAAUAGAAUUACUAUUCUAACUUCAAUUAUAAGCUACACUUUUUGGUUAUCAGUUUAUUUACCAGUUUAUAUUUGAGUUUUCUAUAAGUAUGGGUUUUUCAAUUUUAUAAAUUACACUACACCUUUGGGUUGUUGGCUGUAGCUUCUUAGUGGUCUUUCCACUCCAGAUGGAUGUAGAGAAUUGAGUGACACCCAUCCAGAUACCUGCUGCCACUUUCCCCAUCUCUCUAUCCCCGCAUAUUAAUUUAUUUCACUGCCUCACCCCUGCAUUUUAAUUCUCAGUUCCAGAGAGUCAGUUCCCAUAGCACUGAUGAAAGUCGUGGUGACUAUUUCUCAUUUCUGCCAUGAAUUAGUUAUGCUUAUUUGUUUUCAUGAUUUAAACUACACUGAAAUAAAUUCAAUGUGUUUACCAAUACUGAAUUCUUAGUCAUAAUUCCCUGUUUGGGUCCAAGUCUCGGAAAUGAGAAGACAUAAUAAAAACACCCAAUUCUUCCAGACUGAAGUAGUGAUGCCAUUUCUUAGAGCACAUAGCAUUUUCACAGUAAAUUACCACCAGUGAGACUGACUUAACUGGAGAGAGUAAAAAAUGCCUCCUUUGUAUAAUAAACUUACUAUUUCAUUAUUUACCUAAGAAAUCUGUGUGUACAUUAAAUGAACAUACUAAGUUUAAUAUAAUUUGUAAGGUUAUAAAAUGGUCAGGUAAUCUAUUCUGGUUUAAGAUCAGUGAAAAUUUACUGGAAUAUAACAAAACU
Peromyscus maniculatus bairdii (prairie deer mouse) is the source of this 3696-nucleotide messenger RNA. It is a transcript of the gene Mynn, whose product is annotated as myoneurin. Gene Ontology annotation, biological process: regulation of transcription by RNA polymerase II. The record is from RefSeq and is a predicted model, not a curated record. NCBI's taxonomy places the organism in Eukaryota, Metazoa, Chordata, Mammalia, Rodentia, Cricetidae. Gene Ontology annotation, molecular function: DNA-binding transcription factor activity, RNA polymerase II-specific; RNA polymerase II cis-regulatory region sequence-specific DNA binding; protein binding. Gene Ontology annotation, cellular component: nucleus.